AUGUCCGGUCGGAAAAGUCUAUUCCUAUUCCUGAUGAGCCUGGCCUGGAAGUCCAGGUACAGCAUGCCGCUGCUGCUCGGAGGAACAGCGGCGUUACUGGGGCAGGCGUGGAUGUUCCAGAUUAGAGUUCACACUGUACACAGGCUGAGGGAGAGUGAGUUAGCGUAUUAUGAUGAGAACACCGAAGAAGAUGACUCCUGGGAAACGGAAUCCACAGAUUCUUGGGAAACUAUCGUCGAGGAGGUCGCGUAUGGCUGA
Danaus chrysippus (African queen) is the source of this 258-nucleotide messenger RNA. Lineage: Eukaryota; Metazoa; Arthropoda; Insecta; Lepidoptera; Nymphalidae. The record is from the annotation of a GenBank genome assembly.